AUGGACUCGGUAUUGGGAUUGUCUAGAUUCCCACUUUCACUUCCACGAUCAGACCUCUCGGGAGCAAUAAGUCCUUGGCAUAAUCUCAUCAAACAAAAACUUCUGAAGAAGAACAUUUACUCUCUCAAGCUUUCGAAAUCACCUUAUAGAGAUGGCGAAAUCAUGUUCGGUAAAGUGAAUUCUGAAUCGUUUGAGGGGGGAUUUACAAAUAUUCCCACGACGCACAAGACACACGAGGAAAUGCCUCUGAGACAAAUGCUUGGAAGCGGAUGGCAGAUUGACGCACACUCGGUUUCUUUUGGAUCUGGCCCAGAUGCUAUCAAUGCCGAUCUCUCAGGCUACACAGCUAUUGUCAUAACAGCCUUUCCGUGGAUCUCCUUUCCGGAAGCUCUUGCCGUACAAUUUCAGGACCGAUGCGGAGGGGAUUACGAUAAUUUGGGAGAGAUCCCAUGUGGGAAACGUGCUGAACUGCCGGACUUGAUCGUCAGGUUAGGUACAGGUCAUUCUAUCGUAAUUUCACCUUGGGAUUACGUUCUAGAAGGCGAUGCCGAGGGAGGCGGUACGCUGUGUUCUGUUCCGUUUGUACGGCACAAGGAAUCGGAUGACGAGCCAAAGUAUAUAAUCCUCGGAGCAGCUUUCUUAGCUGGUGUUUAUUCAGUUUUUGAUCAAGAUGAAGGAACUAUUUCGUUUGCUAAGUUGAAGGAGAGUAGGCUCGGAGAGCUUGGUGUAGCGGCUUAG
This is a messenger RNA of Cadophora gregata, 738 nucleotides long. RefSeq lists its product as uncharacterized. Gene Ontology annotation, cellular component: fungal-type vacuole. The record is from RefSeq and is a predicted model, not a curated record. Gene Ontology annotation, biological process: proteolysis. Gene Ontology annotation, molecular function: aspartic-type endopeptidase activity. NCBI's taxonomy places the organism in Eukaryota, Fungi, Ascomycota, Leotiomycetes, Helotiales, Ploettnerulaceae. The transcript has 2 exons. The coding region runs from base 1 to 738 and encodes 245 amino acids.